Messenger RNA from Cyclocybe aegerita, 486 nucleotides. NCBI's taxonomy places the organism in Eukaryota, Fungi, Basidiomycota, Agaricomycetes, Agaricales, Hemipholiotaceae. The record is from the annotation of a GenBank genome assembly.
AUGCCCCAUUCCUCCUCCAUCCAGCACGUUGACAUCAGUGGGUGCUUUUUGCAAGUCGCCGACGCCGAAAUCCGACAGUUUUGCGAAUCGGGGCAGUGGGCGUCGCUGGUGACGCUCCGCCUACCCAAGUCUCUCCCGUGCAAGGCGCCAACGUUGAAGAGCUUAGAGGUGCUCGCGACGCACUGCCCGUUUCUGAUUAUGUUGGUGCUAAACCUCGAGCUGACCGCGGACAACAUCCGGGCGGCGCGCAAGGUGAUAGAGCAGACCCCGCCCCUGCAGCAUAAGCUCCGCAAGCAAGUGCUUCAGCGGCUCGAGGAGGACGAUCUCCACGAUGUGUUCAGGCUUGGAGUGAUGGUCGCGGAAUACCUUGACCAUUUUUUCCCGUUCUUGAAGGGGCUGAAGCCGUUGGAUUAUGGGGCGGAGUGGUGGAAUGGAAUAGGGGAUAUCCUCAAGACGUAUAGGCAAAGAAGGUCCCAACAGCAGUGA